Molecule: messenger RNA, 444 nt
Organism: Hemisphaericaspora subhashii
Lineage: Eukaryota; Fungi; Ascomycota; Pichiomycetes; Serinales; Debaryomycetaceae
Exons: 1
Coding region: 1-444 (147 amino acids)
Source: RefSeq, a predicted model, not a curated record
AUGAUUGAUAUAUAUUUAGAGAAAGCAUUUGCCGAAGCUCUACUAAUUAAAACUACAACCUUUGAGUCUAGUGAAGAAUGGGAAAUAUAUCAAGCAGACGCUAGAACUGAUCCAGAGAAAGCAUUUGUAGUUGAGGUUCAAGAACCUUUACUAUGGGUGUAUCUAUCCGAAUCACAAAACAAGAAUGCUAAGGCUUUCAUAAGAGUAGUAAAGAAAUACUAUCAGAGAUGGUGUGAGGAUAAAUUGAGAUUUCAGAUUCCAGAUGAAGAUAUUGUUACUGCCGAAAUUGCAGUCUAUGACAAAGGCGGAAUCGCGAACAAACCAAUGAAUAUCACGAAAGCUAGAAACUAUUGCAAAUGGAUUAUUAAGAGAAACCAGUUGGAUAAAGAACGUCCACAUCUAUUUAGUCCCAUUAAGAGAAGAAGACUUAGAAAAUCACGAUGA